CUCAAAAAACACAAAAAUAAUAAUAAUAAUAACAACCUUCUCCAAAGAAGAGCAACCACCCCAAACAUUCUCCGGUAACUCUCUCCGGUGACGUUUUUGUGCCGGACGAGAGAUCACGGCCAAGGAGUUGAUUAGACGUUAAGGAAACAAGCCCGAGCCACGAGAGCUCGAGUACGGUUCAAUUCGAGCUCUAUUUCUAUAGCUUGAUCUCCGCUUCUACCAUGGCUGUUGAAGCUCAAAGAAAGGAGGAUAUAAUGGGUGAAUUUGAAAAAGUUCCUUCAAAUAUUUUAGUACAUGGAGAAAAAGAUGAAGAAGUUCAAGAAGAUGACUACUACAGUUACUCUGAUUCUGUUGAUGAAAUGCGUUCCGAAAAUAGCUGGUCUGAUUCAUCCCCUCAGUUUCAGGAUAUUCCUGCUCCCAAGUUCUCACUUGCUGUUGAUUUUUUGAAAAGAUUGCAUGGUUUAGUAGCGCAGAAAAAGGGUGGUGCAGCCUUGGAGGAUAUUGAGUGGCAAGAUAGUUUCUUAAGCAACAAUGACUUAUCAUUUCCAAAUGAUCCAACGGGCGAACUGCCAAAUAGUUGGGGAGCUGCAGAGGCCAUGACGUUUCAAAUUCGUGGUGCCACUUAUUUGAAAGACCGUAAGAAGGUCAAGGUAAAAGACACAUUGAUGCAACUUGUUGCCGCAAACAUGCUGAGAUCAACGAAUAAACAAGACGAUUUCGCUGGCCGGCCUGGCAGCAUUUGUCAGAAAUUUGCUGCUGCCAACCAGCCGGAUUUCUUUUUCAUUGUAAAUAUGCAGAUCCCGGGUCCAACAACAAAUUUUCACAUUGCUUUCUAUUAUUCAACAACUACUCCCAUCAAAGAUGUGCCAUUGCUAGAGAACUUUGUAGAAGGUGAUGAUGCAUACAGGAAUGCAAGGUUUAAGCUCAUACCUCAUGUAUCUAAGGGUCCAUGGAUUGUAAAGUCAAGCGUUGGAAAUAGACCCUGCCUGCUUGGGCAAGUCCUAAAAAUUCAAUACGUUCGUGGAAAGAACUACUUAGAGCUGGAUGUAGAUGUUGGUUCAUCUGUGAUUGCAAAGAAGGUGGCCAACAGAGUUGUGAGUAGCUUCAACCAUUUGAUAGUUGAAGCAGCAUUUCUAAUACAGGGAAAUACACCAGAAGAACUACCAGAACAUCUCCUUGGGACAUGUCGUAUGAGCCAUAUCGAUACCUCAAAAGUGGCUUGUACGUAGUCGAUUGUUGUGUGAAACAUGUUAAUACCUAUAUUAUUACACAAUUAGCUAUAUAAUUUUACUUGUUUUGAUGAUGCUUAGAGGCUAAACUGAUAAGAGAAUUUACUCAAAAGUGAUGCAGUCUUGUUCUUUGCAUCGCUUUUCGGUUACUCCUUAUGGUUCAUCCCAAUGGUGAUUAAUAAAUCAUGUCUAUAUUUUUUUUUUUUGUUAA
Helianthus annuus (common sunflower) is the source of this 1440-nucleotide messenger RNA. Its product is annotated as protein ENHANCED DISEASE RESISTANCE 2-like. Bases 222 to 1229 code for a protein of 335 amino acids. The record is from RefSeq and is a predicted model, not a curated record. The transcript is spliced from 11 exons. NCBI's taxonomy places the organism in Eukaryota, Viridiplantae, Streptophyta, Magnoliopsida, Asterales, Asteraceae.